AUGGGGACGGCCAAUGGGCGGGCGAGGCGGGUCUGGAGCGCGGUCGGCGGAGGGAAGAUGGCGGCGGCGGGCUGGUGGCGGGCCGGGCUGGUGCUGCUGGCGGUGGCCUUGGGCGUGCGGAGCUGCCGGCUGUUGCGAUGGGCAGAGGAUGGCGCAGCUGGUUGCGGUGGUCCGUCCCCGCCAACCCCUCAUCCCUUUGGGCAGGGAAGCAGCAGAUGCUGGCACGAGGGACACCCUAAUUUCACAUCCUCGCUCCUUCUCUUGCAGCCAUGUUACCUCCGAGACUGGGAGAUGCAGGUGCAUUUUAAAAUCCACGGGCAAGGCAAGAAAAACCUGAACGGGGACGGCUUUGCCAUCUGGUACACCAAAGAUCGCAUGCAGCCAGGACCUGUCUUUGGAAGCAAGGAUAACUUCCUGGGCCUGGGAGUGUUUGUGGACACCUAUCCAAAUGAGGAGAAGCAGCAGGAGCGUGUCUUCCCGUACAUCUCGGCCAUGGUAAACAACGGCUCUCUCACCUACGACCACGACCGGGACGGCCGACCGACGGAGCUGGGGGGCUGCACGGCCAUGGUGCGCAACCUCAACCACGACACCUUCUUGGUGAUCCGUUACGUGAAGAGGAGACUGACGGUGUUGAUCGAUAUCGACGGUAAGCACGAGUGGAGAGACUGCAUCGAUGUGCCGGGCGUGCGCUUGCCCCGCGGGUACUACUUUGGGACUUCUUCUGUCACUGGAGACCUGUCAGACAACCACGACAUCAUUUCGCUGAAGCUUUACCAGCUAACAGUGGAGCGGACGCCAGAGGAGGAGAAGCGGGACAGAGAGGUGUAUCUGCCAGUUGUGGACAACCUGAAGCUGCCGGGAAUGGAGGCACCGCUGGAGCCCAUGAGCGGCCUGGCUCUCUUCUUAAUCGUUUUCUUCUCCCUUGUUGCCAUUGUUUUUGCCAUCGUCAUUGGAGUCAUUGUCUACAACAAGUGGCAGGAGCAGAGCCGGAAACACUUCUAUUGACUUGGGAACCCCCCCCCCGGGAUGGCCUGUUGCUAGUCCUUGCUAGCCAUGUCCUGACUCCCACCCAUCCCAGACUGGCCAGAAUGUGAUGGACUGACCCUCAUAGCAGGGACCCUCAUGUCCCCCUCAAAAACCCCAGCGGGGAUGUCCGCCACUUCUUAUCGGGCUCCAGAACUCCCACGCUGCUCCUGGUGGGAGCAGGGAUCCUCAGCGUGGUGUGCAAUGGACUGGGAGCUGAGCGCUGCGGGAAUGGACCUGCUGUCCUAUGGAGGAGCUUUGCUUUGUGAGUCGUUUAGGAGGACGGGCUGUGCUGUGGGGUGCCGGUGGCGCUGAGCCAUCUCUCUGCCGUACGUGGAGCCCAAAUGCGGGCAGAAGUCACCACCUCGGCUGUGAAAUCCCAGCUGAGAGGGAUGCCAGUGAGCGCCUGCUUUCCUCACCAGACUCCUACUAGUCCUUGCAGUGUUACCGUAAUCCUCACAACCUCUCGUCUCAAGCAGUUUCAUUUCCAGGAGGGAUUUUCCAAGCCAUUCAUCCCACUUCGGCUGCUUUCCAUUGCCUGCCCUUAGGCUGUCUUUGGAGACCAGACUGCUUUUCUUUAUACUUUGAAUUCCCCUGCUGCUGUGCAACCCCUCUCCGUCCCGCUCGUUGCCGAGGUUUGGUGUUUUGGGGCAGGGAAUGCUGAUGGUUUUCCCUGGUGACAAGGUAGGUCGAGCUGGGAACAUGCCUGGCUGCUGGGCUCAUCCCUUGGGGAGCAGCUGGUGCCCUCUGUGAAGCCAACCUGGGGCAGCCCCUCGCUGCAGACCUCUCCUCGGUUUGGGGUGUAACACUGGGUUCCCCAUCAUUCAUAACCAUUUGCUGCUAUGUCUCGGGGCUCGGUCCCUCUCCCCGCUCCGUAGGGCUGCCGCUGAGCAUGCCGCCGCCUCCGCACGCCUCCCGUCCUGGCGCGGCUUCCUGCACCGGUGCUGUUUGCAUGUCGUGUCAUGGCUUCUGGCAGCUUUCCCCUCGGUGCUCGCUGCAUCCCGGGGCCCCUCCAAGGAGGAUCUGAGCCUCGUGGGGCGAUUCCCCUGCCUCUCAGAGCCGGAGCUCUCGCUGCCUUUCAGGGAGUCGUAGUUUAUUCCUACCUCAGUGACUGCUUUGGUCAAUGAUUUCUCUGCGUUUCUCUUGCCAGUCGUCGCAGCCACUUUCACCCCCCCUCCCGGGACCCCAUCGAUUGCUUGCAGUGUGAUGGCACAGAAGGCCGCAGGGUCCCCAGAGGGACUCAGGAGAGGGAGAUAUUAAGUCAGUUUGUCCCAGGGGAGUCUUAGUGGCUCUGCGGACAUCAAGAGGGCAAAUUUGCUGCUCCGCCAGCCCCAUCAUUGGCAGCACCCUCCUCGCCAGUGUCCUGGGGAGCUGUGUCCCUGCCCCGCAGCUUUCCAGAAUGCUCGCACCCAGGAUGGAUCCCCGUGGGGGUCCCAGUGGUACCCAGGGCGGGGGGGGAGGACACACAUGCCCAGCCUUUUUUUGGCAGGAUGCUGUUGCUGGGUUAGGUGGGAGGUUUUUUUCAAGUGCCCAAUGGUGGUUGUGGCAUGAA
Molecule: messenger RNA, 2578 nt
Organism: Haliaeetus leucocephalus (bald eagle)
Lineage: Eukaryota; Metazoa; Chordata; Aves; Accipitriformes; Accipitridae
Gene: LMAN2L
Product: lectin, mannose-binding 2-like
Exons: 7
Coding region: 1-1008 (335 amino acids)
Biological process (GO): Golgi organization; endoplasmic reticulum organization; endoplasmic reticulum to Golgi vesicle-mediated transport
Cellular component (GO): Golgi membrane; endoplasmic reticulum-Golgi intermediate compartment; endoplasmic reticulum membrane
Molecular function (GO): D-mannose binding
Source: RefSeq, a predicted model, not a curated record